Sinocyclocheilus rhinocerous is the source of this 567-nucleotide messenger RNA. RefSeq names its product ubiquitin-conjugating enzyme E2 11-like. The record is from RefSeq and is a predicted model, not a curated record. The transcript is spliced from 5 exons. The annotation marks the transcript as partial. Lineage: Eukaryota; Metazoa; Chordata; Actinopteri; Cypriniformes; Cyprinidae.
AUGUCCCCUCAGGGAGCUCUACCUUCUGGCCAAGUUUCAUCUCUCUACGCCUUACGUGUACUAAAAAAGAAGAUACGGGAAUCCAAGUCAGGUCGCUUCAUGGAGAAAGAUAAACGGAUCUUAGAAGAACUGAAGAGUCUUCACUGUGAUCCCCAUCCAUACUGUUCUGUGUAUCCCUCAGAAACUGACCUCACUUUUUGGAGGAUUGUCAUGAAAGGACCUCCAGAAACCCCCUAUGAGAAUGGAAGCUUUGAGCUGUAUUGUCAGUUUGGCCAUGAUUAUCCAGUAAAGCCACCUGUUGUACGGUUCUAUACUCCUAUUUACCAUUGCAACAUCAACAGUGUGGGAAGGAUUUGCCACAACAUAUUUGAUCGAAACUACUCAGCUGAUGUUACUAUGAGAGAGAUCUUGGAUGCUGUAUAUGGACUUCUGAUACUCCCAGAGGCUGACGAUCCACUAGACAGUGUAUUGGCAGAGGAAUUUCAUACUAACAAAGAAAUCUAUGAGCAAGCAGCUAAAGAUGACACUGCAAUUAAUGCAUGUCAGUCCAUGGAAUCUAUUGAAAAG